AUGGGGUUUCGGAGCCGGAGUAGUUGGACGCCCCGCUGCUGCUCAAGUAAGCCUAUUGCUGAGGUGGUGGUGGUUGUCUCGUCGAUGCUGGUAGCCCAGGUCGUAGUUUUGGCAUUGAUGGCACCACUCGAUCCGGCGCCGACAGAGCUAUCUACUGCUAGUGCUGUUGCUAUGGUUGCCUACGGGUCAACUCCAACCAUUAAUAAAAAAACCACUCCAUUAGUUUUCUAG
Linum trigynum is the source of this 231-nucleotide messenger RNA. Lineage: Eukaryota; Viridiplantae; Streptophyta; Magnoliopsida; Malpighiales; Linaceae. The record is from the annotation of a GenBank genome assembly.